AUGGUCCAUUUCUCUGUUGCAUUCGAAUUUCAUUUUGAUUCGGGCCGCACGACGAAAUUCAACGGAUCUACAUACCAGCCUGGCGACUACGUCUUCAUCGCAAACGAGGAAACGCUCAAGAACCAGUAUUCGUCUGCAAAUGAUAAGCAGCUCGGCCCCCAUUUGAACUACAACAACAGCUGGGUCGCUCGAGUCGUUCAAAUUCGUGCCAGAGACGAGUUCAAUGUCUAUGUCAGCGUUUGCUGGAUGUACUGGCCAGAUGAGGUGCCCCGGGGCACCAAGAUCGGGAACAAGCUUAUCCAAGGCCGUCAGCCCUACCAUGGGCACAGCGAAUUAAUCGCGUCCAAUCACAGCAAGUGUUGGGAUACCAUGAUCAUUCAACACAUUGUUACUGACUAUCAGCUGCAGUGGGUAUCAUUAAUCGAGAAGUGCAACCGGUGGCUUCACGAGGAAUGUUUGCGACAUCAAAUCCUGCUGAACAUGUACACUGAUCUGCAAACAGACGAGAAAACCCGAGUACUCGACACCGAUUUGAGGUCGGCGGAACAGGAAACGAAUAAUCGCGAUGUCGAAAUGGAUGGAGCUGGCAACUUCGUCGGGCAUGACGACGGAGUUGAGCCUUACUUGUUUCCUUUUCCUCUACCAGACGGCGCCUCGCUGAGGCCACGAAAUGGCUACCCAUUGAAAGUGCCAAUUUGUGCGGCUCGCGGAAGACGAAGGAAGAAAGUUGUCGAAAGCGUUAGAAAACCGUACGAAGGCCAGCUUCGGGCAGAGUUUAAUGCAGAAGACGACGUGUUCGAGAUCACAUAUUCACAGGGCGGCGAUGAAGGCGAGAGGAGAUGGAGGAAAACGAUAACAGUGAUGCCUGGAAUACAUUUCCGCAUGAGAUCGGAAGCGCAUGUACAAGAAGACUGGGAGAACUCGGCCCCACCUGGCGAUGUCCCAUAUCCCAAGGCGGAAAGGAUACGGACGGCAGGACUUCAUAAUGCCAAGCCAAACGGCGAGUCCGCUGCCGCAAAGUCUGACUAUGAGGUGCGGAAGGCUCACAGCUUGUCCCAGAAAUUGAAAAUCCGAAGACUUCAGCGAGCCAUCAGGGAAUUUCACAAUUCCGUGCAUGUCGAGGAGAUCGAAAGGCAGCUGAAAGGAAUCAAGCCGCCAGAUGUGAUCGUGCCACCUACUAUUCAAUAUGAUCUUACCGAGAGGGCCCGCCUGGCGCGGCUUCUCUCACACGCUGCGGAUUUCAAGAACAUGGACGAAUUGCAGGACAUUCGGACUCUUCUGAUUCAAAGCCUCAACUCAGGGAUUACUGUUCUCGCCAAUGCUGUUUGCGUCGUUGCAGCGAAACUCGGAACCGAUAUCCAGCUGCCUGAGAUAUUAGAUUGCUCUUUGUGGAGGGAUACCGUCAAGUUUAUGUUAAGAUUCAGUAUGGGCCAAACACAGCCCCUCCGCUGGGGAAUCGAAUUCGACAAUGACAAGGUUCUUCUGGAGGGCACACCCUCCGAUGGAAGAGAUGAGUGGGCACUCCUAUGCAGCAACAGGCCAAUAUCCAUCAGCUAUGAGGCCGCCAGUCAGACAGUACAAUACCUACAGCAGCGUCUGGACGCAGCGGCAGCGGAGAAGAACGAGCGGAAAGCUCAGAUCUUGAGGUCAGGGGCUUGCAUACGCGAUAUUCUGUAUUGCUUGACUACCUUGACCUCAUCCAUCAGGGGCCAACUAGAAGGGUUCCAAGAUGACAAGAAUUGGCUCGAGGCCUACGGGAAGGCGAGGAGCCUGAUGCGCAAGCAGACGGAUCUCGUCUUCGGUGCGGGAAUAUGGGGCUCCCCUGGGAGGAAAGUCAGUUUGAUCGAAUUGAAGAAGGUGAUUGUGGAGGCGAGCCGGAGACACUUGCUUCUAGGGGAUGAAAUAUUCACAUAG
This is a messenger RNA of Diaporthe amygdali, 1914 nucleotides long. RefSeq names its product bah domain-containing protein. Lineage: Eukaryota; Fungi; Ascomycota; Sordariomycetes; Diaporthales; Diaporthaceae. The record is from RefSeq and is a predicted model, not a curated record. Bases 1 to 1914 code for a protein of 637 amino acids. The transcript is spliced from 8 exons.